Molecule: messenger RNA, 4966 nt
Organism: Anneissia japonica
Lineage: Eukaryota; Metazoa; Echinodermata; Crinoidea; Comatulida; Comatulidae
Product: protein kinase C-binding protein 1-like
Exons: 18
Coding region: 324-4478 (1384 amino acids)
Biological process (GO): regulation of DNA-templated transcription
Molecular function (GO): protein binding
Source: RefSeq, a predicted model, not a curated record
GGUCAUUUUUUUCAACUUGAAUUGUAGUUCAAAGUUUUCUAAGUGAAUACUAAUUGUCAAUGUGCAAUUAUUAAGAGCUUAAUGUUGGAAAUUACUUAAAAGUGUAAAAUUUACAACCAAGGUUUGCAGUCAUAUUCAGCAACCAAUCAGAAGAGAAAUAUAUUCCAUGUGACUUUGGGUUAUUGUUGAACUCUCCUUUGCACAGACUCACAUUGUAAAUAGUGGGCCAUGCUUGCACAAAUCUGAGACUACAGUACUUUCAAGGUAUUCUACAUGUGUUCUAGGUAUUAAAGACUUAACGGUAUUAAAUUACAAGAUUCGGUAUGUCAGCUGAUAUAUCUUCAAUAUCAAGUUCUUGUCCAUCCCCAGUGAGCAACUCGGAUACGAGCUUUACAUCAGAUGUAGCCUCCCCAGCAGUUGAGACACCUCCAUUUGCCAAAGAUCUACCCUUAGCUUUGCGUAGAGCACACAGGAGUAAUGCCGGGUUACGUAAAGAGCCAUACAUUUUGGUUCCUGAGAAGUUUGAAACUAGUCUAUCCAGAACCAAAGACCUCAAGAUAACUCUAAAACGAAAAUUAGAUACAGCACAUUCCAACAAAGGGGAUAAGAAAAAACCAGUUGGGGAACGAGACGAUUAUGUUCCUUCCUCCAAGAAAAAGAAGAAAAUACCAAUAAAGCGACGUGAGCAGGAUUCUAGUAACGACUUUUACUGUUGGAUUUGUCACCGAGAAGGGUCUGUUAUCUGUUGUGAAUUGUGCCCAAGAGUCUACCACUCACGAUGUCUGCAGUUGAAUGAGGAAACGGAUGGAGACUGGUUCUGCCCAGAAUGUCAGAAAAUAAUGAAAGCAGAAUGUGUGGAGACUCAGUCCCGUGCAAUGAGCAUGUUAUCAGUUGACCAACUCUCAAGACUUCUCAUCUUCUCACUACAGCGGAUGAAGCACUCUUGGGCCCAACCUUUCCUGAAACCAGUGGAUUUGGAGACAGUACCUGAAUAUUACGAGUACAUUUUCCAUCCAAUGGAUUUAUCAACCCUUGAAAAGAAUAUAAAGAGUAAGAAGUAUGGAUCAACAGAUGCAUUUAUAGCUGAAGCCAAGUGGAUACUGCACAACUGUAUUGUAUAUAAUGGAUCCAAUCACAAGCUUACAAAUAAUGCCAAGAUGAUCAUUAAAAUAUGCAAACAUGAAAUGAGUGAGAUUGAAAUAUGUGAGGAUUGUUAUUUAUCAUCAUGUAUAAAGAGAGAGAACUGGUUUUGCGAACCUUGUAGAGAACCUCACCCAUUGGUUUGGGCACGUUUGCAAGGUUUCCCAUUCUGGCCUGCAAAGGCUUUGCAAACAAAGAAAGGUCAGGUUGAUGUGCGAUUCUUUGGUCAGCAUGAUAGAGCCUGGGUGCCAGUUGCAAACUGCUACAUGAUAUCUGAGGAAAUUCCGAUUACAACGAAAAAGAAAACAAAUGGUUUAAAUAAUGCUAUUACAGAGAUGGGUGUGCACAUUGAGAAAAUAUGCAAGAAAUUUGGCAAGUUUGACUAUGCUCCUUAUCGUACACCAUAUGAUCCUAAAAACACAAACUGGAAAAAACCAAUUAAUACCCCAGCUGCUAUGAAAAAGAGCAGGAACAAGAUAAGUAUCUUCCAAAAGUCUCCUGUAAUUUCAAUCAAGAAAGAGCCAUUGGAUGCCUCUGGUGAACACAUUUUAGUUGAGGACAAAUCUAGGUUGUGCUUACUAACAAAUGAAACUGUGAAACCAAAUGAUAAUGAAGAUUCUAAAAAUAUUGAGAAAAAUACAGAUACCAGGGAGCCUAAGGGCACUGGGAAGUCAAACAAUAAUGUGGAACCUAAAGAUACUGGAAAACCUAAUGACACAGAGAAGGCAACUGAUACUAGAAAGCCAAAUAUCACUGAGAAAGUAAAGGAUGCUUCUGUUGAAUCCUCAAACAAAUGUGAUUCAAUAUCAGAUGAAAAUGCUGACACCUGCACAAGUAUCGAUGUAAAUAGAACAAGAGAGCCAGAACCUACUGCUGCUAAAGAGGUCAGUUCCAAUGACAAGCAGGGAAUUGACAAAGGCAAAAACAAAACUGAAGAGAUGGAAGAUAAUAAGUCGAGUAACAUUGAAGCUGGACCAGAGGCAAGCAAUGAAAUCUCUAAAACAGUUGACAAUACUGGAUCUGUAAGUGAAGAAAGUACUGACAUUCCUUCUGCCACAACUCCUGGUGUGUUUGAGGUCUGUGAUGUCUCCUUGGAAAUGGAUGUUGAAAAGGUAGAAGAUCAAUCAGCAACCAAGUUACUGGGCAAGGAAAAAAUGUCACCAAGGCCCAAGCCAUUAAUUGAAAAAUUGGAUGAGAAGAAGUUGGAGAAAUGUACAGGGAAUAUAACAGAAGAAUCUUUAGAUAAGAUGAUUGAUGGUGAUUCCAUAGAUGUGCAAAAAGAGACUAAGAUUGAGGGGAAGGACAUUAAGGAAACAAGUGAAAUUAAUGAAAAGAAUGAUAAUCAUGGCAAUACAAACCAAGAAAAACAUGAUGAAAAAAGGACAAAUGAGAUGGAUACAUCGACUGAUGGUCAAAAGCCUAUCUCAAGUCGGGAUAAUGAAGCAAAUUUAGAAAAAGAAGAUAUGGAAGGGUCCAACAAAAAAGAUGAAAAGAAGGGCGAGAUGACCUUGCAGCAAGGCCUACCCAAAAGGGACACAUUUAUGGAAAAACUGGGUAAAACAAUUGAGUCUUGUAAAGCUUUGCUGGGUUUGAAAUCUGAGCUAGAGGACAAAGAAGCAGAUACUCAGUCGGAGUCAGAAAGUGAGGAAAGUGAAAGUGAUUCUGAAAGCUCAGAUGAAGACAUUGAAGAAAUUGGUUAUGAGGUCAGGAGAAAGAGGAGUUGCAGUUCUGAAGAGGCAAUGGAUGUUGAUGACAACUCAACUGAACAAAGUGGAAAGAUCUCCCCAGUGCCUGAUGAAGAUGAUGUUACAAAUGAUGAGCAACGUAAAAGUCCUUCAAUAGAAUCUGAUGUAUGCAUGAAUAAUGACAAGGAAUCUGAAGAAGACAUGAUGAAACCAGAAUCUAAAAUGGCUGAUGAAACAAGUGGUAUAACUUUCCAAGUCAAUGAAAAUACUACCAAAGUUCAACCUGUUAACCUUGGAAAUGCAUCACAACCAACAGUACCUGAUCAAAAUGGUAUGGAUGCCAUUAUUGAUUUGUCUGGAGUGAAUAAUGAGAUUGAUCGUAAGUCUGAUUUUGUAAAUGUAAAAGAGGACAGUGAUAAAAUUACAAAAGAGGAUGAUAAAAUGGAAAUUAAUGAGAAAGAAUCUAAGAUUCAUCAAGAGAACUCUAGCAAAGUAGAGUUGAUUAAAAAAGAGCCAGACACACCUAAAGAUUUAAAAAUUGAAUUGAAUGAAUGUAAAAAUGAGGGAAAGUUGGAAAAUGAUGAGGUUCUUGAUCAUGUGAAGGAAAUAGUAGAUUUGGUUCAAAAACAGACUCCAGGGGUACAAUUGGAAAAUGGUGCAUUACCUUCAAAAAAACAUGACCUUGAUGAGAGUAGUGCUUCAUCAAAGAAUAUUGCAGAUGAUGGGAAAAAACAGCAGUCUAGUGGAGAACACAACAAAACUGAGAAUUAUGGGAAAGUAGCUGCAAGGAUCAAGAACUUUGACAAGUACAUUGGAAAGGUUUCAAAUGUAGUGAAGGAGGCACUGAUUGAAAUGUAUUCUGAAGUAGCAGAGGAAUCAGUGGAAGAUGAAACAAAAAAAGUGAUGAAAGGAUUCCAAGAUGAAGUUGAGUUUCUAAAGUGGAGGCACACAAGAGAACUAGAGGAAUUCAAACAUGUAGCUGCCUUAACUAUAGCUGAGAUGCGAAGCACAUUUGAUCAUGAUAAGGCCAUGGCAUUGGAAACACUAAAGAAACAGAUGGAAGCUGAGAAACAAACUGCAAUUGAUCUUACCAAAAAGAAACAGUGGUGUGCUAACUGUGAGAAAGAAGCUGUAUUCUAUUGUUGUUGGAACACUAGUUACUGUGACUACCCAUGUCAACAAAAACAUUGGCCUGCACACAUGAAGACCUGUCAACAGUUGGGAACUACAGAAAAUACUGACAAGACACCCAAAUCUUCAGUCACAAUCCAGUCCCCAAUUAUGAAGCCAACAGUUUCUCAUUCACAUGUCUUGGACACUACAGUACAAAACAACCCGCAACUGGGAAAUAGAGCACGUCCGAUGCAAAUCAUACCAGCUGUCCCAAGCAGUGCAAACAAGCUUCAAACACUAAUACAGUAUGUCCAAGCACCCCAUGGAGCAAACUUACAAACAACCCAAAUAAGAGGUGGCAACCCGAGGUUGGCCGCGCCCAAUCCUGCAGGAUUAUACCGUCUGGAGCCAGUACAACAAAUUCCCGUUUUACGUCCUCAGAAUAAUAUCAUAAGGAACGUGGUUGGAAAUCGGGGUCAGCCGGUGAUUCUGCGUCCUAACACAAUCCAUCAGCUUCCAAGUUUAAAUCAGCGUUUGUAAUUGAAUUUCUAUGACAUCCAUUGUUAACCAUUCCAAAUAUCUUCAUUUAUUUAAAUAAUUUUGAUCACAAAGACCUAAAGCUUAGUAUUUGUUUUAAGUACAUUGGAAAAUCAUGUUAUCAGCAAUAUUACUUUUGGUUUUGAUUAAAAAAUCUUAAUAAUGUCACCACAUUUCAAGUAGAGCUUUGUCCACACUAUCAAGAUGUAAAAAUAGCGUUGAUUUGACUGAUAUGGAUUUGAUACAUUAUGCUCAUAUGGGUUGAGGAGCAUUAUGAUGUCAUCAGAGCCAUACAAAUCACAAAUAUUUAUAACUUGGUAAUGUGGACAUAGUUUUAUAUACAGAAUACAGAAAUAAACUGCUAUGGGGAUAACCCCCACAAUGUUUCUUGCAUUACUGUUCCAACACUGCCUAUUGAGUGAAACUGCCCUAGUUGACCUAGAUGACAAUUGGUUGUACCCAGUGCAACAAAUGCUUUCCUAGUGCCUGAA